CUUCAUGGACACAGCUACAGACUUCUACACUUGUGCAGGUGGAGGAGCACUCUGUGGCAGUCCUAUCUUUAUGUGUGCUUUAGCUUUGCAGCAUUUUCAUGAAGUAGACAUAUUUGCAUGUUGUAAAUAAUUCCUGCCAUGUCAUCUUCUCAGUUUAACAACACUAUUGAACAGCAGUAUUCGAAUUCCCUGGAAAUAUUUGUUUUCUCCCUCCUGUCUACGGUCCCGGCCUGCCUUUUUCUCUUCAUUAAUGGCACCUUGAUGUUCAGCCUGAGGAGCAAACCUGUGCUGCGAUACACCUGCCGUUAUAUUCUUCUGUAUAACCUCCUUGUUGCAGAUACAGCUCAGCUGGUGGUGACUCAGGUCCUGUCUCUACUUGCUAUCUCCAGAGUCAAACUGACAUACGGCGUCUGUGGCACCAUCACUACCAUAGCCAACCUUACCUCUGGAAUUUCUCCCCUCAUCCUGGUGGUGAUGUCUCUGGAGAGAUAUGUAGCUGUGUCCUACCCUCUCAGGCAUGCUUCCAUCAUCACCAUCAAAAACACAGCAGUGGCAAUUAUUGCAACCUGGACUGUCAGUUCCCUCAAUAAUGUCACCAGAAACCUGUUCUUAUUAGAAUUUGAAAACCUUGGUAGUGUCAUGAUGAAAGACUUUUGCUCUGAUGUUGCUUGGUUUCCGAAUUCGUUGUGUGAAUAUUAUGAUAAGGUAUACACUGCUUUUGUGUUUAUUUCAGCCGGCUUGACUGUCAUUUUCUCUUAUGCUGGCGUUGUGAUUGCAGCCAAUUCAGCCUCUACAGAUAAAGCAUCUGCCCUUAAAGCCCGUAAGACUCUGCUGUUGCACAUCAUCCAGCUAGGACUCAGUCUGUCCUACACCAUUUACUACCCACUGCUCAUAGCUCUGGCCGGGUCUGUAAAAAGAGUAGUAUUUGUCUGGGUCCAGCGGGUGUUUUAUGUGUUUAUUAUCAUUCUACCGAGGUGCUUGACUUCUUUAAUUUAUGGCCUCAGAGAUAAGACCAUCAGACCUGUUCUAUUACAGCAUUUAUGCUGCAAAAGAAAAGCCUUAUCUGAAACAGUCACGUGAUGCAAAGUCAGCUUUAUUUUCAUGAACAAAAAAAACAAACACAUUUUUAUUUUUAUCUAUGAAGAAGAAUGUAUGGACGUAAAAAUACCCUAGCAGUUUGAGACAAUAGAAAAGUGUUUGGUUGAUAUGAAAAGAGGAGAUCUCUCUGCCCUUAAUAUUUCAGAUCUUAGAAUCCUGAAAUUAAUUUGUUUGCACAAAUAUAUAAACAUAUCUGGAACUGUUUUAGAUCAACUAUGCAAGCCAAAACCCCUUUUGGUUGGUCCUGAAUCCAAAGGUAGGCUUUAUAUCAGCCUUUUAUUUAUUUUUUAUAACAAACUUUUUUAGCUGAAUAAAACUUUUCUAUUUUCUCACUGUAUGAUGUUCUAGUUAAAGUUUGUGCAUUUCUGUAAAUUGUACAUUGCCAGCAGAA
Messenger RNA from Cyprinodon tularosa, 1489 nucleotides. Its product is annotated as odorant receptor 131-2-like. The transcript has a single exon. Bases 139 to 1080 code for a protein of 313 amino acids. Lineage: Eukaryota; Metazoa; Chordata; Actinopteri; Cyprinodontiformes; Cyprinodontidae. Gene Ontology annotation, biological process: G protein-coupled receptor signaling pathway. Gene Ontology annotation, molecular function: G protein-coupled receptor activity. The record is from RefSeq and is a predicted model, not a curated record. Gene Ontology annotation, cellular component: membrane.